Molecule: messenger RNA, 575 nt
Organism: Eruca vesicaria subsp. sativa (arugula)
Lineage: Eukaryota; Viridiplantae; Streptophyta; Magnoliopsida; Brassicales; Brassicaceae
Source: the annotation of a GenBank genome assembly
CAGAAAACAUAAUCUCAUUCUUACACCAAAUCUCCCACACAAAACAUAAUGGCGUCUUCUAUGAAAUUUCUCUGCGUUCUUGGCCUAAUCCUCCUUAUCGGCUCCGUAGUAGAUGGAGCAGGAGAGUGCGGUAGAUCUUCUCCUGACAAUGAGGCAAUGAAGCUGGCCCCAUGUGCAGGCGCGGCUCAGGACGCUAACGCCGCCGUGCCGGGCGGUUGCUGCUCUCAGAUUAAAAGAUUCUCUCAGAAUCCUAAGUGUCUCUGCGCCGUUCUUCUCUCAGACACGGCUAAAGCCUCAGGAGUGCAGCCGGAGGUUGCCCUCACUAUCCCCAAACGAUGCAAUUUCGCUAACCGCCCCGUCGGUUACAAGUGCGGAGCAUACACACUCCCAUGAAGUGUUGAGGAUGGAGAUUCAUGGGCUCUACGAUGAAGCUUUGGAGUUCACUAGUCACUACCACACCCUAAAAAGCCUAUCCUCAUGUAUUGUAUAUUAUAUGAAUAAUGAUAAUGUUUUAUAUGUAUCAGUGCGGUUGUAAUUAAUAACUACAUCAAUAAUAUAUGAAAUGAUUUUACACA